CCCAUUCUCAGUGGUAGACUGUGCAAGAAGUUUUGCACAGUCUACCACUUGGCACUUUUUUUUUCGGCACUAGAGGCCUUAAUUUUGAUAGUAGUCAGACAGUAAGAAGGGGCAAAGAGAGGGGGAGACACUCGGCAAAGGUCGCCAGGUCCGGGACUCAAACCCGGACUUUCUUUCCUCGGCCGCUUCGAGGAGUAAAGCCUCUAUAUGUGGUCGCCCGCUAACCCACCAGCGCCGCGCCCACUUUGCACUUCUGAUGAUUUUUUUGUUUCUAGAUAUGCAGGUCUGCCUUUUGAAGACCUUUUGACAAGGAUAUUUAUGCCUUGUGACGUUUUGGCCAAUUUACAGAAGAGAAAAGCAUGACACCAAACUUUUUUUUCUCCUACAGAGAAAGUCUUGUACAUGUUUAAACCUCCCGCUGAUGUUUUCACCCACGGUAACUGACAUCACGCUGUCAUCACAUGAGACUCAUUCAUAAACCCAUAAACAGUCUCAAUGCGGUGUGACCCUGCAAAGAUCCUCUGUUUAUUGGAGGCGUCAAAGUUCAAACUUCUCUCCAGCGCCUGUGGCUAAUGUGCAGAGACAGCUUCAGCAGCACCUUUCAGUCUGUCACAGCUGGAGUGUUAGGCGUGAUGUCAUUAAAUUACCCAUCAGCCUCAUCACUGAUGCCACAUAACAAGCUGGUUGACUUAAUAUAUGUGUUUUGACGCCUAGGAGGAAACAUUGAUCCAACGCUUUUACAAGCUACAGCCUGCAGAACCAUAAUUCAAGCUUCAACAAUGUCUCUAAAGGUUACUCUGCUUGUGGCAUUGGUUUCUCAGUGCUGGUCUGCUCCAUAUAGGAGAAACUGGACUCCUCAAGCAAUGUUAUACCUCAAAGGAGCACAGGGACAGCACUCAACCUUGGAGCGCCGCAGCAGAGAAGAGGACGCUUACCAUAUAGUGAAUUUUAAUCAGAUCAGUGAUGGGCCGGGAUUGUCUUCAGUUUCAGUCAUCCUGUUGCAGCUCCUGCAACGAGCUGCAGAAGAAGGUGGUGGCAGACCCAAUAAUUACCAGGACUGGAGUUUAAAAAAUCUAUAAUUGUUUUUCCAGAUCAAACUGUGGUAUUUGUUGGAUUUUUCAACUCUAAAAUGUACUAUUGUUGGUGUGAAUAGUUAUUCUGCAGUAAAGGACUCUUAAACUUCA
This is a messenger RNA of Girardinichthys multiradiatus, 1184 nucleotides long. RefSeq names its product spexin prohormone 1-like. The transcript has 6 exons. Gene Ontology annotation, molecular function: neuropeptide hormone activity. The coding region runs from base 780 to 1079 and encodes 99 amino acids. NCBI's taxonomy places the organism in Eukaryota, Metazoa, Chordata, Actinopteri, Cyprinodontiformes, Goodeidae. The record is from RefSeq and is a predicted model, not a curated record.